GAGGCUGGCGAUUGAACCUGCGACCUCAUGGUUCCUAGUUGGAUUCGUUUCCACUGCGCCAUGAUGGGAACUCCUAUCCUUCUCUUGUCUUCAAUAGUACUAUAUGAGAAAUUCUUAAAGGUCAGGGUCCAGUCUUCUUUCCUGUUAUUGAGUUGCUGAAGUGUGAUUGAUUCAUUCAUUAGCAACUAUUAAGGGUCUUUUUUACCCCCAGCUAGUGGGUAGGCAUCAGAUACAGCAGCCCUCACCACCUGAAUGACAUGGAAAGUGACCAGAGCAGUUCAGGGCAGGAGGCGCACAUGCUCAAUAAACCGGUGUUACUGCAGUUGACAGUCAAGUAGGCCUCCUUUCCUCUCACUUUUCAGUGAACACAAAUAUCACCUCCUGCUUGUUUCACAAAAUACAGGAGGAGCAGAUGAGGGUUAUUUCACCUUGACAUUCACUGAUGAUUUAGUGAUGACUUAUACAUGUAUGAGAAUAUCUAGGCUAGUAGUCUUAAAAUUGCUAGUAUAUAUCUUCUGUGAAGGACAUGCCUUUUUGAGAUUAUCUUGCAUAAAAUUAUUGUGAUAGAUUUCUACCAAUACGUUUAGGAUGAACCGAAUUCAUGGAUAUCCCAUUUGAGAAAUUCUAGCACGUGGUCUCACUGAGGAUGAGGACAGUAAAGCAUGUAGUUUAAAAUAAGGUUUCCAUUUGACAGUGUAUAAAAAUACAUUAAUUCUAUAAUUUGUUCCUUGUGUAGGGAAGUUAUUUUAAAGUUGGCAACAGCUGUAAGUAUUUUGACAUAAAGUAAAUGGUCAGUAGUCAUGAAAGAUGUCUCAUAACCUUCAUGACAAAUACUGACCUUGUGUUUUAUUUCCCCCAUGCAAUCUAAUAAAAGAAGUUGGUUUCAUAGUUGGAGCCGCUACUAAAGCCAACAUUUAAUUCUUCCUUUAUGUCACAUUUCUUCUGUCUAUAGCCCUGCUUUCCAUGGCCCACCCUACUCCCCUGGCCUCCACUGGAACCAGCGGUUAGCUUUCUUUUUUUAGUUGGGGGCGGGAGGAGUCACAGCGAAAUACUCUCUCCUGAGAUGUACUGGGUUAUGUAGUAGUAACUAGAGAGCAACCAAGCUGUGUGGACCUGCAGACAUGGAGUUUAGCCAACUUUCUCUUUCUCAAAUGCCAGCUUCAGUAAAAGUACAGAUAACUCUGUUUGGGAACUUUUCAGCUCACAAAUAGUCAAAGUUGUGAUUGCUGUGAUCAUGCAUCCCGUGGGCUCUAUUGUUGGGCUCAAAAACUCGAAAGCUCAUGGGGACAGAGAAGUUCACAUAACAUUGCUGAGUAGGUCUGAUCUGCCCUUUGUCUCUAAGCUUUCGAUAGAAAUGUUAAGAAAUAUUUUACUUUCUUCUUAAUUCUAUUUAAGAUAGACAAGAAUGAUCAACUAGAUGGCAUGACAACUGAAAUUUGUCUGGGGACCAGUAAGGAAGGACACUGAGGAAGGCUGGAUCUGGAGCAAUGUAGGCUGAGUUUUGAAGGACGAGUUGGUGUUUGUUAAAUGGACAGGAAGAGUGGAGUGGGAAGGACAUUCUGGGUAGAGGGUACAGUGUGUGCAGUGACACAGAGGACAACAAAGCCUGGCAUAUCUGCCAGUGUGGGGCAGAGGGUGGAGGUAGGUGGCCUGAAACUGGCAUGAAAUAGCAGAGAGGCCUCAUGCCUUGCUGAAAGUUGGCCCCUUCUCUAUGGGCUAGGGAGAGCUAUGGAAAAUUUUAGCAUGUGAGACUGGUGUUUCAGCCAUGUGAGAAUGGUGUUUCAGGUUGUGUCAUUGAGGCUUGGGAAUCCAGAGACCAGUGAGCAACCUGGCAGUCGUGCAGACAGAACCGACAAAGCCGCAGCAAGGCCCCAGCCAGCCCCAGUCCCGGAAGUCUGUCGUUAUCGUCCUAAUAAUGUCGAGGCAGUGACACUCGCAGUAGUAAUGAUUCUGCUCUUCUCGUGCUCAACCCAUCAUGCCUUUUUCUUAACACUUUUGAUUGAACUUAAAUAGUGAAAAGGCACUCAUUGUGUUUAAAGGUAUCAAACACAGAUUUCUUGAUGCCUCGCCUUUAAGGUGCUAAAUGAUCAAGGGGUCCCUAAGUGUGAGUGGAGUUAUAAAACAGAGUAGGCAAAGUAGGAGUAAUGAAAUAGCCACUUGAGCUGAAGAUGUUGGCCAGAAGGCACAGACUUUCAGUUAUAAGAUGAGUAAGUUCUGGGGAUCUAUAGUUAAUAAUACUGUACUGUGACCUGGAAAUGUGCUAUGAGAAUAGAUUUUCAGCAUUUCUAUCACACGCAGAAAAGAAGGCCUCUGUGUGUUGGUAGAUGCUUGUUAGCUGAAUUGUGUAAUCAUUUCACAGUGCACAUAUGCAUCUAUCGAGUUAUCACGUUGUGUACUUCAAGUAUAUGAAGUUUUAUUUGUCAGUUAUACCUCAGUAAAGCUGAGGGAAAAAUAGGGAGUAGACUGCACUUUUGGAAGAUGUGCUAAAAACACUUCAAGGAAGAUUUAUAUUGAAACAAGAAUUUAUAAUAAUUUGGGUAGUAAUUAAGACAAUAAUAAUAGCUUAUGUUUCAUGUUAAUGAUACCUUGGUGUUGGAUUAUCUACUUAUUUUUAGAGUAAAAAUGAAUCCUUCAAUUUUUUUUUUUUUCUUUUUAGGGCUGCACCCAAGACAUAUGGAGAUUCCCAGGCUAGGGGGUCCAGUUGGAGCUACAGCUCCUGGCCUGUGCCACAGCCGCAGCAACUCAGGAUCCAGUCCACGUCUGCGACCUACACCACAGCUCAUGGCAAUGCCAUAUCCUUAACCCACUGAGCAAGACCAGGAGUUGAACCUGCAUCCUCAUGGAUACUAGGCGAAUUUGUUUCCAUUGUGCCAGAACAGGAACUCCAAAUGCUUCAGUUUUAAUACCACUGAAAGACAGGAUUUUAGAUAUUGUGAUAAAAUGAGGAGACAAAAGAGUUGUCCCACUUCUUGUUAUUCUGGCAGUUGCAUUGUGUUAAUGGCCCAUCUCACUAACCAUCCUUUGGUGUUUUUCCUGCAUGUUGCUGUUAAAUCAUAUCUCCUCCAAACUGUAUUUGUUCAUUUUCUCUGUGUUAUUGUCAUCAUCAUCGUCAUCAUCAUUUUAUUUGAGACCUUAAAAUUAUCAAUGCUAAAUUUAUCUUCUUGGAUUAGUUUGUUAGAUUAACUUCUUAGGAUCCUCAUUAUUACAUCCAAUAUAUUUCUUUUUUGCUCAUUUUUUUGGUCCACAGAUUGAUGAAUGUGAUUCCUGUAUUUCCCUCUAGUUCAUUAAUGAAAGUGUCCAGAAAAACAGAACCCUGUCAUGUCUGUCCAAAGUCUUUAUCCCAGGUUGGCAGCAUCCAUUUUAGACCCUUUGAGUAAGAUUGAUCACGGGGUGAAAGAGCCCCCUUCACUUUUUUAUAUACAACUUGAAUCUCUUUAUCUUGCUCUUGAAUAUCUUUCAGGUGUUACAGACGGUCUUGUUAAAAGCCAGAUAUUUCGUGUCUGCUUCUGACACUGGCUUUCCCAGUCCAGUGGCCUCAUCAAGUAAGGGGUGAGGUGGGGCUGAGCUACGUUGCAUUAGGGUCUCUUUCCUAAUGAAUUUUGUAAUCUUAUGUGGGGUCAGUGUCAAGCUCACAUGUCUCUGGUCUGUAGAACCCACUAUCUUGAUAGAAAGCCCCUUUCCAAAAUAGUAUUGACAAAUGCCAGUUAGUUCAGAUUCUGUUGUAUUUUUCAUUCUCUGUGCCAUCUUCUGUGGAAGACUCAAGUAAAUGUUAGGUCAAUGCUCUACUUUCACAUUCUUAGAAGACCCUGUAACCCUGGUCCGAAGCAAAAGAUUUUUAUUUGUUUCUUUUCUUUUCUUUUCUUUUCUUUCUUUCUUUUUUUUUUUUGGAGAAUUAUUUGUAUUCUAAAAUGCUGCUAUGAUUUAGGGAUCUGGGAUUGAGUAAUAUGAUCAAUUAAAAAAAAAAAAGCCCAUUUCAAUUCUUUUGGAGAGGAGAACUUUCAGAUUCUAACCCCAAAGAAUGUUAAGGAAACAUUCAGGCACAUUUUAGUCACUAUCUGCCCUGAAAUAUAAAUCUUCAAACAGUUUAUAUUUUAAGAUUAUUUCAACAGCAAGACAAGAAUUUUUUUAUGCCAAUACGUUUUGAAACAGGUUGUUAACUGGUGCCCUAAGAACUGUAUUUGGCCUGCAAAUGCGUUUUAUUUGGCUCACAUAAUGUUUUUUAAAACAUUGGGAUUAGUUGCCAGCAUUUAAAAAUAAGGAAAUUUCACAGUUUAAAAAAACCCUUGCAUUUCUGGCCCUUUUUGAAAACCUUGACAGUCUUUGACUAUACCAGAUGCUUGUCCCUACACGGUGGUAGUAAUACUGAUGACAUAGCCAGCUAGGUGCCUGCUGCAGCCCUCCCCUCCUCAUUGCCUUUCCCAGGCCACCGUUGCUCCCUUCAUCAGCCGGGCCCUCAGAGUGUGUGUGAGCCGGCACCUGCUGAGUCGAGAGCUAACCAAUCAAAAGCGUUGGAAGAACAGUAAGAGGGUAGAUUUUUGCUAUUUUGUUCCCUGGCAGUAACUGCCUGACCUCUGUCCUGAUGCGAUGGUUGGAAGUGCUUGGUAAAAGCAUUUUGGGUUUCCAUGAGGAACUGCACUCAGCUGGGCAGGGGUGGGGGAGCAGCCUUUCUGCUCACAGUCUACAUCUCAUCUCCUCGUUCAUAGACAUGACAAGCAAGAUGUCCUAGGAAGACAACAGCUGUGAAUUUCUUACGACAUUUAAAGGAGGGCAGGUAGGCCCUGGGUCACACCUAUGUGGUUUUAGAGGUGUUGGGGAGUUUGGCCAAGGUUGCAUGCCUGGAUUGGGGGGCUGCGGAUGGAGCCCCAGACUCCUGACUCCGGCUCAUUGAGUUUUUCGCUUCUCAUUUUUCAGUUUAGUGUAGUGGUCUGGAGAUGAGGUCUGUAGUCAGCUCUGGAUUUAAGUGCAAGUUCUGCUGUUGACUAGCUAUGCAACCUUCAUCAAAUGUCUAAAACCUCUUUGUGCCUGAUUUCUCUUGUUAUAAAAGGGGGAGAAUAAUGAUACUGACCUCAUAGGGUUGUCAUGGGAAUUAAACAUAAUAUUGUAUUUAAAGAACAUAAAAUAGUGUCUUGCCUAUAAUAAACAGUACAUAAUGCAUGAUAUCUGAAAAAUAGUAUUUAUGAAUUCCAUAUUAUGGUAGACUUAGCUAAAACCAGCAUUUCAACCUCUCAAAACUAUUAUGUAAUUAUUAUUUUUUUCCUCUUAGAGUUUAGAAAUGGCUUUAAGGAGAGUUUUACUACAUCUGUUUUUUUAAAAGCCUCAGUGGGAAAAGAGGAUGGGAGGAGGGAAAGAAUAAUCUUCAUAAUACCUGCUGUGAUACGAUAAAUCACCAGAGAGCAGCAGGAACAUGAAGAGGCCGCCAGUAUCUGACGCAGUGGUCUGUGAGCAUAGACAGGCAGAGAUGCGCCAGGGACUGAGUAGGGGGCUGUUGGUGUGACAACCUCCUGACGUUUGGCCUGGACUUUGAAAGAAAGAUGCGAUGGAGAUGGAGAUGCUCUUCAGAGCCAGGAGAGUCACUGUGGAAGAUGGAUUUUGGGAAGCCCCUGUGGAGGCCACGGGAUGAAUUAAGUAGUGGUUUAAAUGCCCGCUGCUGGAGAUGCCGAUGAGGGCCUGCCAGAGCAGUGGGGAUGGAAGAAGGGGUGGGUGUUGGAGCAGAGUCAAGGUGUGUUUGGGAGGGAGAAAUGGUGAGUGGGUGGAAAGGGUAAGGAAGGAGGAGGAGUUGAUUGUGACCCAGGAGAAACUGGUGCCUUGAAUGGGGACUUGUCAAGGGGCAGGUUUGGAAGGGAAAGUGAGUUUAGUUUUGCAUGUGUGGAGUUUUGGGGGAAAUCUUGUGAAAUAUCUGAGUGAAUAUGUAGCAUCAAAGUAUUUUGUCAUUUCUGAAAGACCUCAUUUGAGUGGAUUUGUGCAGGUAAGAAAGAAACUGUCCGGUAGAUAGUUAAUCUGUAACCGGGAAGGUAACAAUCCUGGAAAUACAUAGUUAGAUGUCAUUACUUAGGAGUGAUGGUUAAAGCCACAAGAAUAGAGGGUGCUGUUCCGUGGAGCAGUGUGGGGUGAGGGAGUAGGGGGUUAAAGGUGUUCCACCAAGGAAGUUGAGAAGGAAUGGUAUCCUAAUGGCAUCUCUAGUCAGUGGGGGAAGGAAUGGGUUAUUUAAUAAACAGUGUUGGGACAAGUGGUGACCUUUGGUGGAGGGAGGGGAAAGCUAGGUCUCUGGCUCAUACUGUUCACCAAAAUUACUUUCAUAUGGAUUAAAGCUAAAAAAGUCUUAAUUGUACUUGAAGACAGUAAAGAUGACAAUAUAUCUAAUCUUAGCAUGAGAAAGAAGUUUACAUUCAGAAACCAUAGAGCACAAAAUUGAGAAAUCUUUCUUAAUAAAAGUCAAAUAAAAACCUCACUGGAAAGUAAGAGAACAAACUGAGAAAUGUAUGUGUACUGUGUAUUAUAGAGUUAAUAUUCAUAUAAUGAUAUUUCUUUCUAAUUGAGCAGUAAGGAACAGAUUAUUGCUAAUUUAAAAGACAGGCAAACGGUAGAAUAAAUAGUUUAUAAAUAAAACAUUGCAAAUUACCAGUAAGCAUAGAAAACAUAUUUUGAUUACAUAAGCAAGGAAAUGAGACUUAUGGCUAACAGUCAGAAGAGAUUAAAAUAAAAUAGAAACGAUAACCCUUGAUAGUAGUGAGAGUGUGAAGAGGCAUGAACUGGGGAGUGGAGCUGUUCCUAGUUCUUUUCGAAGAUAAACCUAUAUCUUACUUUCUUGCAUGUUAAAGAGCUCUUACAUGUUUUUGAGCAAGAAAGAAUGUUCUUCGGGUUGUUUCUUGAGUAGUAGAGUGUUUCACCCUUGUGAUGGAAGGAACAGACAAGUUCAUUUGUCUGCUGGGCACUUAUGGACAUUUACUGAAGGCUGUUGAAGACUCUCAACAACCCAGCUGAGGUGAGAGUUGAGUGGACAGAUGUCUCUGUGCUAUGGGGGGGAGGGCCUUCUGGGGCCUCCUGAAGUGGGGGCGGGAGGCAUUGGAGCAUGGAGAACAGAGCCGUGGUUUGAGGGAAGGCCUGGGGCCUGUGAGGAAAUGGAGGUUUGGGGGCUGCAGGUCUUCAGCUCCACCGCAGAGGGGAUUGGAGGCCAACGGCUGGUGGCCCCUGGAAGGGCUUGGUCUGCUGGGUUGAACAGGGGCUUGGAGCAGUGGGAACCUUUGGAGGAUUUUAAGCACUAGAGCAAUGUACUCACAUCUGUUUUGACAUGCCGAAGAUGAUAAGGAACAGGCUGUUGGAUUAACAGGGAAGUCCUUGCUGGAAUGAAGACCAGAACCAACAGAGAGGAGUGUAAGGAUCCUGAGGGAAAAAAAAUCUAGGUGACAGUGUGUAAAAAAUUCCUAGGAAAUUCAGAAAAACAUAAGCUAGAUUCUUAUAUCAUAGCAAAAGUUGAAUUUCAGCAUUAUUCCCCUCCACGCAGAAUGUGGACUCAAGGAUGGAGCUGUAGAGCUGUCCUCUGAUUUAAUUCCCAAACUUCUUGGUUCACAGUGUCCUUGUGUUUCAUUAAUGUUAUUACAGUGCCCCCAGGUCAAAAGAAAUACCUAACAGUUCUUUUUAUCAAGUAGUUAGGUCCAAACAGCUUAGUAAGUAUUUAUGACCUGACACUUCAGUAGCAUAUCAACUUAAAAGAAAUAAUACUUUUAUUUCAUUCUUAAAAAGCUACAUCUGUGAACCUGCUGUGUAUUGCACAGCUUCUCAAACCUUGGAAACAGAUUCGGCACUGCCACCCUCAUUUCCAUUUCUCCAUUGAUUUUUGGGGUGGUACUUGUGUUUUAUCACAGCAUCCAGCCUUCCCUCCCAGUUCACAAAGAUAUGAUGUCACCGAGAGGAAUGCAGCAUGACCUAGUGCUGAAACCCAACUACUUUGAGCUAAAGGUUCUCACAGGGUUGGACAGAUGUCGCAUUGUUUACUCCGAAAAUUUACAAUAUACUCUGGUACCCCACAUCUUUUGCUUUUGUGCCUUGGGGCAUCUCCAUGCCUGGUUCAGGAACCACAGCUCUAACUUUUGUUCUCAGUAUUGGCCUACUUGGGUUACUGUGAAGCCUGGCGGUCAAAGACAGUAUGCAGACAUACACAUUUAUUUACGUCUCGGGAUUCAUUGGCCCAUCAGCCAGCUUCGAGUUUUGAGUGUCUGCUGUGCUUGAAGACUGAGGGGAGACGGGGUGCUUACUGUGAACAGAGACGGUGUUUCCUCUCAAGGAGCUUCCAGUUUACCAGAGGAAUUACAGAAUUGGGAAGGGUCAGCAGUCUUUUCUGUAACAGGCCAGGUGGCCGAUAUUUUAGGUCUGCUGGCCUUGUCUCUGUGGAAGCUGUUCAGGCCCAACACGGAAUUGUGCAAAUAGCCCUGGACAGCACUUAAGCAGAUGGGUGUGGCUGUGUUCUAGUAAAACUUUAUUUACAAAAACAGAGGCAGGUGGAAUCUGAUCUGCAGGUCAGUUUGUGCAACCCCUGUGAUGGAGAUGUAAUUACAUGUCCUAGAAGCAGGGGAAGGAGCAGUAGACCAGGGGAAUCUGGGAAGGUAUCAGGGAGGUGAUGAGGCGCUCUCCCUGCCUCCCCCCAGGAGUCCCCCAGGCGAGUGGAGGAGAGGGGGCUGAAAGAGUUAUAGAGGGAAUUCCAGGCCGAAGGAAGAACAUGCAAAUAUAGUCCUGAAGGGGUCUGGCACCUGGGAGAAUGGGAUCAGUUUUAGUGUGAACUGGAGCGAGAUCGGAGGGGAGGUACAGGGCUUCUUUCCUGAGUUAAACUCUGUUCUCAUUUUUCUCACUUUUUGUUUUCUACCUCAUUUUUUGGUGAAUCACAUCCUCUAGUAGCCUCCAGAGAAUGGCUGCAUGGAAGGAAUCUCUUUUGAGAUCUGGGAUGUCUUAAUAAAAUAUAUGUUAUUCUUUCAAUUAGUAGUUUGGAUGAGUAUGGAAUUCAAGUGUGAAAACAAUUUUCACUCAGAUUUUAGAGGAUGUUCUUGUUCGCUUUCAGUGCUAAGGAGUAUUCCUCCCCCACCCCGAGAGUAUUUACUGACCACACUGCCAGUGUCUCCUGCACACACCUUCCCCAUGUGACAGUGGGGGGCUUGUCAGCUCAGGGGGCUGUUCCCUUGCUGCACCCAUUCCGGGGCCCUAUAUGGGAACUCUGCCCCCCCAAGCUUUUCUGAUCUUCUUUUAUGCAAUUAUCCUGGGUGCUGUACUUUGGAAGGAGUCUUUUUCGCUGUGCUGGGUACUGGGUGGGCUCUUUGAGGACUAGAAUUUUGUAUUGAAAAUGGAUUCUUUGUACAUCUUUGUUAUUGCAGUUGUCUCUUAAUCUUAGAACACCGCUUCCUUCAAGCUUCCUGCUUCUAAAACCUUUAACUCUCCCUACAUAGUCUGGUCUCAAUCUGCCUUCCCAAACUGAGCUUCUAGGUCCAGCCAGGUUGGGGUUUUUCAUGGGUAUGCUCUCAUUUGACUUCAGUCCCCUGCCUUCCCUUUAAUGAUACCAUGGAGUCUACCUACCUGUGAGGUUUGUUCCUGAAAAGCCUUUCAGAGGGUGGUGCUUGAGGAACUUAAGUUCCUGUGACUAGGAAAGAGGUUGCUGCUGGUCAGUUUUCAAAUAACUUUUCUUUUCUUUUUUUUUUUUUUUUUGUCUUUUUGUCUCUUGUUGUUGUUGUUGCUAUUUCUUGGGCCACUCCCGCGGCAUAUGGAGGUUCCCAGGCUAGGGGUUGAAUCGGAGCUGUAGCCACCGGCCUACGCCAGAGCCACAGCAACGCGGGAUCCGAGCUGUGUCUGCAACCUACACCACAGCUCACGGCAACGCCGGAUCGUUAACCCACUGAGCAAGGGCAGGGACCGAACCCGCACCUCAUGGUUCCUAGUCGGAUUCGUUAACCACUGCGCCACGAUGGGAACUCAAAUAACUUUUCUUUUAAUCUUCCCCAGUAGAAACCAAGAAAGAAAGGGACACUAAGGCAGAUGGGAAUUGGCUCUAGAACACUGCCUUCCUUCCAUCCGGCUUCCCUUGCUGGCGUGAGCGCCCAGCACCUCCUCUCUGUAGACUCAGCAGCCUGCUAGCACAUCUAUUUUGCUGUCUUGUAGUUAGGCAGUUUUUCUCCCUCCAGUGUCUCAUUCCUUCGAGAGUUAGCGACAAGGGAGUUAUCUCACUGAGGUGACAAGGAUAGAGAGGCUUUGAGCUGUUUUUACUCACCUCCCCUACCGAGCAGGUAUUUGUCAAACCCUGUCCUAGGCUGGGGUAGGUUCGUGCCAGCAGAAAAGGCUUACUCGUUCUGUGUCACCUUCCCUCUCUGCCCAUCACCCUCCCCCCCCCAAAGAAAAAUGACCAUAAACCGCAUAGGUUAGGACCACAGUUCCUGGUGCUCCUCUGCCUUGAGCUUUACUUUUCUCCACUCUUUUUUCUAACUCUUGUCAGCAGAAAGGUCCAAAACUCCAGUAAAGACACAAAAACAAGCAAAACAUGGAUUUUUUUUCUUUCUCUUCAACAGUUUUAUUUGAUUCUGCAUGAUCCAUUUUCCUAAGCAGAAGGUUUUAUUGACAUUUUAAAAUCCUUUCAAAUAAUUACAUUGCACAGGAUACAAACCGGUAGCCCUUAGGCAGGAAGGGCUUAUGUCUGAAGGUGUAUUUUGUUUGGCCUUUAGAAUGUUUAAAAAAUAUGAAUAAGUUGCUAAUGUUUACAAAUUUGACUCUUUCAUGUAAAAUCCCAGAUUUCCACCUUGCCUUGAAAAAAAAAGAAAAUCCGGCAAAACAAGGCUCAUAAUCACCACUUUGCGAGCAGGUGGCUCUCCCCACCAAGGACGCAGAGCUCCGGUUGGCACCUGCCUGUGUAGUUUCUUACCUGUCUAGCUCCUCUAGGCAUUUACAUUUGCAUUCUUCUGUGUGUCAAGACAGCUAUCCGAGUUUUGAAAAUUAGCUCUUGAAAUUCCAUAAAAAUGUGCUUUCCUCUAAGGCAUAAGGCAUUGGUGGGGAAAAAAAAUAAGUUCUGACAGUGUAUCUUAUUGGAAGGGAGCAGAGAUAAGUUUCAUGUGUCCUUGUUUUCCUGGAGGCACACUGGAAGGCCCUGUUCACGUAUUCUUCCGGCCUCAAAUAAGUCUAAUUGGUAGAGAAGCCAGAUCUAUUACAAGCGCAUUAUAUGGCCUGAAUGACUUCCUCAGAAUUUUCUAUGUAAAUGUUAUAACAGGAAGGUCCUCUUUAUCACCUUGCCUAUUUUCAGUGAAGCUGGCCUUGGUGACAGUGUCCUUGAUUCUGCUCUUUCUGAGCAUGCCCGCCCUGAGCCUCGCAGGCCUCCUCAGUGGUGUUGGGGGCUGCUGCUGACCUUGUGCUCCUGCCGACUGCUGGCUUGUGCCUGCCAGUGGGAGUGGAGUAUCCCAGCUUAGCUUCAGGAAAUCUCUCGUGUGGACCCUGAGUAGAGCUUGCCUCCCUGCCGCCAAGGUUGGAGGGAUUAAGUGAUUUGUGCUCAGUCACACUGCUAAUUAGCAAGGGAGCCAGGAUGAGAGUCUUAAGUCCACUGCACCUCUGUCCAGAGCUCAUCUUCCACCUGCCACUUCUUGGGACACACUCUACUUUUCUAGAACAACUGUAAACUUGAGGGAUUGUCUUAUUUCAAGGUGGUGUUUAGCCAGUCAGUGAAAAUGGUUUGUGAUCAUUUUAGUAGUGGUUUGGUCAUGUUUGGUCUUCUUUAUUCAGUUUUUCCUGUACACACCAUGUAAUUCUGUAACUUAAGCAAUUGGCAUUUUAGACAUUCCAUGAAUAAAUUUUCAUUCUAAUAAGGAAGUUUGGCAACACAGUGAUUGACUAGGAAGCUAUUCAUUCAUCCAGAAAAUAAUUUAACAGUUUUGAAAUGUGUGCUCAUGCCUCAUGUGUGCUUUGCUUAUGAGUAUUUGCUCAGUUUGGGAUUCAUUUCUUGAGUUUUGGUACUACUCACCAAUAGCCAGCCAGUCAUCCGGCCAUUUGCUUUCACUAAGAAAAACAUUUCUUGAAUUCUCUUACUAGACACCGGUUAUUUAGAUGCUGGAUCACCUUUCCUUUGUCAAGUCCAUUUCUCACAUCCUGUCUCACAUUUCCUAUUUCUGCCUUUUGCUUAUUCUGAAAGAUUACUCACUGUCACUUAUCUGUUUAUUAAAAUUUUUUAGUGUCUGAGUUCCCAUCAUGGCACGAACCUGACUAGGCACCAUGAGGUUGCGGGUUCGAUCCCUGGCCUUUCUCACUGGGUUAAGGAUCCAGCGUUGCUGUGAGCUGUGGUGUAGGUCGCAGAUGUGGCUCGGAAUUCCGCAUUGCUGUGUUUCUGGCGUAGGCUGGCAGCUAUAGCUCCGAUUAGACUCCUAGCCUGGGAACCUCCAUAUGCCACAGGUGUGGCCCUAGAAAAGACAAAAAAAAAAAAUUUUUUUUUAAAUAUCAGCCAAUGUAUUUAACAUAUAAGAGCUACAUUUAUUUUGAUUAUUCGUUUUUCAUUGCAUUCUCUUCUUGUUUUUAUGGCUGUGCUGUGCCUGCUCAGAAUAAUAUUUAGAGGCAGUUUUCUGUUUUGUUCUUUGUUUGUUUGUUUUUAAGUUUUCCUCUUCCUCACAUAAUCCCUAUUUCCUCUGGGAGUAAUUUUUAUUUUCUUCUUAGUGAUCCGGCUUAUCCUGAGUUUCUCUUUAAUGAUUUAGGCUUUGCUUAUAAGUUUGGAUCUUUCAUUAUGAUCUCCAAUUGUCUAUUCCAGUAUCAAAAUGAGGCAAUAUUAGGUGUGACAAGGAGUUUUUAGCAUGUAGGGAGGACUUGUUGGCUGGCAGCCUUCAUUCAGCAAGAGUGGACAGAACACCAUUACUCAGAGGAAUCCCUGUGUCAGGUGUAGAAGGCUUUCCUUCUUGGCACCAUGUCUUUGUUAGCUGCUCUGCCCCCUAACAACUCUUUAAUGUUCUGCAGGAGAACACUUCUGUUGGAGUGGGGAAUAGGAGCAUGGUCAAAGUUGACUUCCAUAAAUAGAUCUUCAAACCCUUUAGCUCCAGCCCUCAUAAAUCACUGCCUCCUUCUUCAUGCACCCAGAGAGGAUUUGAGUGGCCCCACUAUCCAGCCAGCAUUGUUUUUUCCACCAAAUCUAGUAGCAUAUUUGCCUUCUCUCUUCUCCCUACACCUCACAUAAUAUACAGAAUACACUUACAACACAUAUAUGUGCUUGGCACUAUUCCAGGUUCUUUCCAUAUAUUUACUCAUUAAAUCUUCACAACAAAAUUACAAGCAAAAUAUAGUUAUCAUCCUUACUUUACAGUUGAGGAAACUGAAGCACAGAGAGAUUACAGUCACACCUAAGUGCAGAAGCUGGAGCUCAGAGCCUGUGUGUGUUCAUAAGCACCACACUGUCCUGCCUGUAAUGGAUGGGACUGACUGCAUUUCACAAAUGAUUUCCUUACGUUUGAAGAGACCAUCCUGGAUGGUGGACAGUAGGAGAAUGAGGACGACUUCCGAUUUCCAAUGGCUCUUAUUAAUGUUUCUUCUUAUGUAUUUAAUGAGUCAAGUAAACAGCCAGAAAAAAAGGACUCCUCGUGAUCUGAAGUGUGUAACAAACAACUUACAAGUGUGGGACUGUUCUUGGAGAGCGCCCUCUGGAGCAGGCCGUGCUGCUGCUUAUGAAGCUUGCAUUGAAAACGGGUCUCAUUCUUGUUAUCGAUUGGAGAAAAAUUUUAAAAUCCCAGCUCUUUUACCUGGUGAUCAUGAAAUCACAAUAAACCCUUCACAUGACUUUGGAAGUUUUAUAAGUAAAUUUACGCUAAAUGAAAAAAACGUUUCCUUAAUUCCAGGCACUCCAGAGAUCUUGAACUUGUCUGCUGAUUUCUCAACUUCCACAUUACACCUCAAGUGGAAUGACAAGGGUUCUGUUUUUCCACGUCACUCAAAUGUCAUCUGGGAAAUUAAAGUUCUGCGUAAAGAGAAUAUGGAAAUCGUAAAAUCAGUGACCCACAACACUACUCUGAACGGCAGAGAUACAGUUCAUCACUGGAGCUGGACCUCAGACAUGCCCUUAGAGUGUGCCACUCACUACGUGGGAAUUAGAUGCUACAUUGAUGAUCCUCUCUUCUCUGGUCGCAAAGAGUGGAGUGACUGGAGCCCACUGAAGAAUAUCUCUUGGUUUCCUGAUUCUCAGACUAAAGUUUUUCCUCAAGAUAAAGUGGUACUUGUAGGCUCAGAUAUAACAGUUUGUUGUGUGACUCAAGAAAAAGUGUUAUCGGCACAGAUUGGCAGAACAAAUUGUCCCCUUAUCCAUCUUGAUGGGAAAAAUGUUGCAAUCAAGAUCCGUAAUAUUUCUGCUUCUGAAAGUAGUGGAACAAAUGUGGUUUUCUCAGUAGAAGAUAACAUGUUUGGAACAGUUAUUUUUGCAGGAUAUCCACCUGAUAUUCCUCAAAAACUGAACUGUGAGACGUAUGAUUUAAAAGAGAUUAUAUGCACUUGGAAUCCAGGAAGACCAACAUCCUUGGUGGGCCCACGCAAUACAAGUUACACUUUAUUUGAAAGUUUUUCAGGAAAAUAUGUUAGAUUUAAAAGAGUUGAAGUGUCCACAAAUGAAAGCUAUCAAUUAUUCUUUCAAAUGCUUCCAAACCAAGAAAUAUACAAUUUUACGUUGAAUGCUCAUAAUCCUCUGGGUCAAUCAGAAUCAACACUUUUAGUUAACAUAACUGAAAAAGUUCAUCCCCAUAUUCCUACUUCAAUCAAAGUGAAGGAUAUUAAUUCAACAGCUGUUACUCUUUCCUGGCAUUUACCAGGCAACUUUGCAAAGAUUAAACUGUUAUGUCAAAUUGAAGUUAGUAAAACUAACUUAGCACGUGAAUUGCGGACUGUCACAGUGAAAGGAGUAGAAAAUUCAAAUUAUCUUGCUGUUGUGGACAAGUUAAAUCCGUAUACCCUUUAUACUUUUCGCAUUCGUUGUUGCACUGAGCCUUUCUGGAAAUGGAGCAAAUGGAGCAAUGAAAAACAGUAUCUAACCACAGAAGCCAUUCCUUCAAAAGGACCAGAUACUUGGAGAGAGUGGAGUUCUGAUGGAAAAAAUUUAAUAAUAUAUUGGAAGCCUUUACCCGUUAAUGAAGCUAAUGGGAAAAUACUUUCCUAUAAUGUAUCAUGCUCCUCAGAUGAGGAAACACAGUCCCUUUCUGAGAUUCCUGAUCCUCAGCACAAGGCAGAAAUACAACUUGAUAAAAAUGACUACAUCAUCAGUGUUGUGGCAAAAAAUUCUGUUGGCUCCUCACCACCUUCUAAAAUAGCUAGUAUGGAAAUUCCAAAUGCUGAUCUCAAAGUAGAGCAGGCUGUUGGAAUGGGAAAUGGGAUUCUCCUCACUUGGAAUUACAAUCCCAACAUGACUUGCGACUACGUAAUUAAAUGGUGUAACUCAUCUCGGUCUGAACCCUGCCUCAUGGACUGGAAAAAAGUCCCUUCAAACAGCACUGAAACUGUAAUAGAAUCUGGUAAGUUUCGACCAGGAGUAAGAUAUAAUUUUUUCCUGUAUGGAUGCAGAAAUCAAGGAUAUCAAUUACUGCGUUCUAUAAUUGGAUAUAUAGAAGAAUUGGCUCCAACUGUUGCACCAAAUUUUACUGUUGAGGAUACAUCUGCAGAUUCAAUUUUAGUGAAAUGGGAAGAUAUUCCUGUGGAAGAGCUUAGAGGCUUUUUAAGAGGAUAUUUAUUUUACUUUGAAAAAGGAGAGAGAGAUACAUUUAAGAUGGAGGGUUUGGAAUCAGGUCGUUCUGACGUAAAGGUUAAGAAUAUUACUGACAUAUCCAGAAGACACUGGAAUGCUGACCUUCAGGUAAACAGUUACCAUCUAGUCUUACGAGCCUAUACAGACGGGAUGGGCCCAGAGAAGACAGUUUGUCUGACAAAGGAAAAUUCUGUGGGAUUAAUUAUUGCCAUUCUCAUCCCAGUGGCAGUGGCAGUCAUUGUUGGAGUGGUAACAAGUAUCCUUUGCUAUCGGAAACGAGAAUGGUAAUGAUUUGCUACUCUUGCUGUUUUGUUCUCAAGGGCAUGUUUAUUUAGUUUAUGUGUUAACAUAUAUGUUUUUGGUGGAAAGUAGGUAGUUAAAAAAUACCUGUAUUAGUCAGAAUUAAUGUUGGAGUUAAUAUUAAGCAAGAACAUGGCACAUUAUUUUCAGGU
Messenger RNA from Sus scrofa (pig), 16164 nucleotides. Lineage: Eukaryota; Metazoa; Chordata; Mammalia; Artiodactyla; Suidae. The record is from RefSeq and is a predicted model, not a curated record.